AUGGCAGAACGUCGUAGUGCACGGGCAGGCUCGGCAAGUGCUCCUUACGACCUGACAAAACCGGAGAACUGGACUGUGACAAAACUGAGAGAAGAACUGGCGAGAAAUAGUGUACCCUUUCGGCAAUCAGACAAAAAGAGUGUCCUGAUCAGAAAGAUGAAAGAUCUCGACCAAAACGCUUCCUCGGAGAACCAGAUUGCUGAAUUUAGAUCGGGCUCGAGUUCCUCUCGUCAAAUCCAAGAUGGCGGCGACAAAAACUACGAGACGCUUCUACAAUCUAUAUCCACGCUCACUAGCACGGUUUCGAAACUACAAGAGGAACUGAGAGUAGUUUCGAACAAGGUGAAUGCCCCGUCAUCAUCGACAACUGCGACAGGGAAUCCAGUCCUGCCCCCUGCUCCGGAACAGACCCAAGCUGCAGACGUUGGAUUUACAUUACAGUCAGCGUUACAAAGUCCUGGACAGAGCACUGAGGAUGGAUCGUUUCCGUCGCCUGGCUCCACAUGCAGACCAGCUGCCGAUGACGUGCCCAGAGUAUUCGAGCCUCAUCCUCAUCUAAAGAAGCAUGCUGACUAUCUGGUUGAUGCCUCCAUCGAGCCAAGCACAGCAGCAACAUACAGAUCCGGAUUGGACUGUUUUCUAAAAUUUCUCGUUAUGUCGCGGGUGUGUCUUGCAUUUUGUAAAUUGCCGGUUAUAAAUGAGGAUUUACUUGUUUAUUUUGUCACACACUGUCAAUUAAAUUUGAAAUUAAGGUAUGAAACCAUCAAAACAUACCUUGCAGGAAUACGUUUUUUCUACUUGAAGGAAGGCCAAUGCCUUAUGUUUAGAGACUUUGAAAGACUUCAUUGUGUACUACGUGGUGUUAAAAAGCAGCAGUGCAAUAGCAAAUCAAAAAGAUUACCUAUCACUUUUUCAAUUCUAUCUCAAAUUUGUGAUUGCCUUAACAAGGGUGUUUUUUCACCCUGGCUAGAUCUGAUGUUAUGUUGUAUAUGUAAAAUGGCUUUCUUUGGUUUUUUGAGAUGUGGUGAAUUUACAACAAAUUUUCAUAAGCAGCAAGAUUAUUUAACCAUACAAAAUGUCACUUUUGCAGAAGAUGGUUCUUUUUAUACUUUGACACUUAAUUCCUCUAAGACAGAUCCUUUCCGACAAGGGAUUGAUAUUAAGGUGUUCGAGAAUUCGCAUUUAAAUCCAGUUAAAACUAUGAGAAUGUAUUUUGAAAGUCGACUAAAUAUUUGUCACACACAAAACCAUGCUGCUCUAUUUGUUGAUGAUGAGGGUAAUCCUAUGUCCAGAAAUUUUUUCCUACUACAUGUGAAACAAGUCCUAUCCAGGUUAGGUUUUGACGAUACUAGGUACUCAGGUCAUUCCUUCAGAAUUGGAGCUGCCACUACAGCAGCUGCCGUUGGUAUUCAAGAUCAUUUAAUUCAGUCAUUAGGUCGAUGGAAUUCAGACUGUUAUGCAAGGUAUAUCAGAAUCAAUCAAGAUACCAUUCAGUCUGCACAAACUAAAAUGUGUUCAUUUUAAGAUGUUUCCUUUUUCAUCAUUUAUCUUCUUGGGGGCAUUCACUCACAUCAAUACUUAGUACCCACUACUACUUGAUGUUCAUUCAUUUUGGCCUGUUUUCCCCCAAUUUCAGAUAAAUUUUUCUGCAUUAUAUAAUUAAUUAUAGCUACCCGAUGGUGUCAACCCGGGUCCUUUCAUGUACCUGAUGGUGUCAACCCAGGUAUCUCGAAAUUAUCUCAAGUAUCUCAAAAUUUAAGCCUGACGGUGUCAACCCAGGUUCCAUUCAUUAGAACCCGAUGGUGUCAACCCGGGUACCCUCAUACUCAACCUGAUGGUGUCAACCCAGGUUUCUAUGGUUACAGUUUUAGCUAUAAAUUCCUGACGGUGUCAACCCAGGAAGUUAUUUUUAUUUUUUCUAUAUGUGAGUAGCCCCCGAGAAGGCCAAAGAUGUAUUGUGUAAAUGAAAUGGAUGAUAAAAUUGUUUUUGUUUUUCCUUAUGUUUUGACUAUGUUCAAUAAAUGUGGAAAUUUCAAUUGCUC
Messenger RNA from Saccostrea cuccullata (small rock oyster), 2042 nucleotides. RefSeq lists its product as uncharacterized. NCBI's taxonomy places the organism in Eukaryota, Metazoa, Mollusca, Bivalvia, Ostreida, Ostreidae. The transcript has 2 exons. Bases 1 to 1524 code for a protein of 507 amino acids. The record is from RefSeq and is a predicted model, not a curated record. Gene Ontology annotation, molecular function: DNA binding. Gene Ontology annotation, biological process: DNA integration; DNA recombination.